This is a messenger RNA of Cucurbitaria berberidis CBS 394.84, 1362 nucleotides long. RefSeq lists its product as uncharacterized. The record is from RefSeq and is a predicted model, not a curated record. NCBI's taxonomy places the organism in Eukaryota, Fungi, Ascomycota, Dothideomycetes, Pleosporales, Cucurbitariaceae. The coding region runs from base 1 to 1362 and encodes 453 amino acids. The transcript has a single exon.
AUGCCCCGUUGGGGAAGACCACCAGGGGCUGCUACAGGUGUGGGGAGAUACUUUGAGGGGGUGGAGGACGACGUGCAUAGGUUCCAGGAACUUGACACGGAUGACGAAAAGAACGGCGUUUUAUUAGAUCGUGGAUUUCAACAGGUUUCCAGCAGCAACAAUGCCAACCCGGAUGAACUGUACUUUAGUGACAUGGACAUAAAAGCAUGGGAAAGGAGAGCAACAACCUUCGAUGAGACGGCAUACGCGCCAAAUUAUGGUUACCAGGAAGAGGAUGAGGAUGACGAAGAGGACGAGGGAUAUUACGACGACACGGGCGAGAGCAUGACCCACGCCGAGUAUGAAGAGAUGCUGUUUCGACGUGUUCUCGACAAGAUCAGAGUAGCGAGAGCGGCUGGCCAUGCAGAUGUUCAGUUGAAUCCAGACGAGGUCGAAGCCUACCAAGCGAAACUUUACGGUGCGAGGGCGCCAGCAGGCCGCCCUCAACCAAGGCCUCGACCCUCCAGUCCUUUGGUAGUCAACGAUGCUGCGAGCGUUGUCACGACAAGCAAAUCUGGAAACCCCGCCUCGGGCAGUUCCAGGUCAAAGAAAAGUCAGCCGCGAACCUCGCUUUUUGCCUCUAAACCCAAGAAAGAGAAACCCUCUGGGCGUAAGCGGACUUCUCCCAUGUCGAGCCCAUCAAGUCUAGGACCGCCAGGCUUUGUUGUGCCCGGCCCGGAGGGACAGCCAAUAUAUGCACCGAUCAAUGCCUACCAGGGUAAUCUUGUCCGCGAUGCAGGGCCUGCUCCUCGCCCGACAUCUCGUUCCGCUUCUCAAACCCCGACUCCACCGCGUGCUACUCCCCCAAGAGAAGUGCUAGGGGCGUUCCCGGGCUCCGAGCAUAGCUACCGACCUGCAACACCUCCGCGGCAAGGGCGGCACACGGCCUCUCGGCAACCUAUGCAAAGACAAGAGUUUCCGCCCAUGAGCGGCGCUCGCUCAUCGUCCAUACAAUCGGCUGGCGUCGUGCCUUUCCCCAUCGAGCCCUACCAGUACCAUGCCUUCAGUCCACCCUCCUCUUCACCACCUUCGCCUCAAUCUCAGUACGCACGUAGAGUGAGCUCAGGCCUUUCCGAGGCUAGCUACACGGUAAUGCCACGCCGCGUUCCAGUUCCUGCACCUUCGCCAGUACCGCUUCAGCGUACAGCACCCGCAACAGGUGUUCAAGGUAGCUAUUUUGAUCCCGCUCUCACUACGCAGGCGUCUGGCUCUAGGACGGUGGUGAGUGCUUUGGGUGAUGAUCAGGGAGCUGCCAAAGCCAUUGGAAAUGCGAAAGAUGGCGAGAGGAGACGAAAGGGUGGACGAACUAAGAAGAAAGUCUAA